GGGAUGUGCCCGUGGGUCCCUUUGUCCUGGGCCCAGGGCACAGUGUCCCUCAUAGGGCCGUGUCCUGGUGCCAUUGGGGUCAGCGCUAUUUGGGGUCCCUUUGUCCCCGUGCUGGGGCGCAGCAUCCCUUAUGGGGCCGCGCUUUGCACCCUCCCUGCAUCCCCAUCCCACCGGGCUUAGGGGAUAGCAGCGGGUGAUGGGAAACCCCUUUACUCCUCCCUCCCAUCCCCAACCCCAUCGGGGAGGGACGGCGACAGCAGCGUCCCUACCCCCCGGUGACCCCAGGGCCACGCUUUGCAAUGGGCGCAGGAACCCUUGGGUGCUGCCCAAGCCCCACGGAGCCACCCCACGGCUCCAACCCGCUGGGAAAUUGGGGAUAACGCUGGGAAAAGGGCUGGAAAAGGGCCGGAAUGGGCCGAGGGCGCGGAGCAGGAUGGGGCCGGUGCGCGGGAGGAAGGGAGGCAGCGCGGGGCCGUGUGCUCAGCAAUAGGAAAUGCUUUAUGAGCGGAGAGCGGUGGAGCAGAGCCAGGCAGGAAGAGGCAGCGAGGAGGAACGGUUUUUUGGUGACUUCUCCCACAUCCCGAGCUCAGAGAGCCCGCGGUGGGGCCGGGACGGAGCUGAGCCGUGCGGUGGGGGGCAUUGGGGCGGCCCUAUGAGGAUCUGUGGGGUGCGGGGUAUCGCUGCCGGCGUCCCCGGUUGAGCGCGGCGUUGGGACGCGGGAUCCGGAGCUGGGAAUCGUCCCCAGAUGCUGUAGGGAUGAGCUGCAAUGCGCGUGCGACGUGCCGCACUGUGCUGCACCCACCUGCACCGGCAAGGUGUGCUUCGUCAGCAAGAGGAGGGAGGCGGGGGGGGUCACCCAGCACAAGGGCUGCUUCUCGGACCACCUGCUGGAGAACUGCCGGCCCUACGUGAUGGAGCAUUUCGGCACCCGGUGCUGCAACGCCAGCAUGUGCAACGCUGAGCUGGAGAUCUACCUGCGAGGAGAGGAAGCCCUGGGACAGCCUCCCUCCCGCUCCAACCUCCUCCUGCUGAUCUUGGUCCCGCUGCUGACGCUCCUCGUCCUCGUGGCGCUCACCAUCCUCUUCUUCUGGAAGCUGGCCCAGCACCGCCGCAAGAGGCUGCUCCUCUUCAAGCACAGUGACCUGGGCGACACGGACCUGAUGCUGAAGGCAUCCAUGGUGGGAGACAGCACGCUGGAGGAUUUGAUGAACGAUGACUGCACCACGGGCAGCGGCUCGGGGCUGCCCUUCCUCGUCCAGCGCACGGUGGCCCGGCAGAUCUCCCUCGUGGAGUGCGUGGGCAAAGGGCGUUACGGCGAGGUGUGGCGAGGCGUGUGGCACGGGGAGAACGUGGCCGUCAAGAUCUUCUCCUCCCGGGAUGAGCAGUCGUGGUUCCGUGAGACAGAGAUCUACAACACCGUGCUGCUGCGGCACGACAACAUCCUGGGCUUCAUCGCCUCUGACAUGACCUCGAGGAACUCCAGCACCCAGCUGUGGCUCAUCACCCACUACCACGAGAACGGCUCGCUCUACGACUACCUGCAGAGGACGACCCUGGACGUGGAGACCUGCCUGGGGUUGGCAGCUUCCAUCAUCUGCGGCCUCGUCCACCUCCACGUGGAGAUCUUCGGCACCCAGGGCAAACCCGCUAUCGCUCACCGUGACCUGAAGAGCAGGAACAUCCUGGUGAAAAGCAACCGGCAGUGCUGCAUCGCUGACCUGGGUGAGAGCGCGCUCCUUGGGGACACACGGUGA
Numida meleagris (helmeted guineafowl) is the source of this 1754-nucleotide messenger RNA. Its product is annotated as serine/threonine-protein kinase receptor R3-like. Gene Ontology annotation, molecular function: ATP binding; SMAD binding; transforming growth factor beta receptor activity, type I. The record is from RefSeq and is a predicted model, not a curated record. Lineage: Eukaryota; Metazoa; Chordata; Aves; Galliformes; Numididae. Gene Ontology annotation, biological process: BMP signaling pathway; cellular response to growth factor stimulus; protein phosphorylation. Gene Ontology annotation, cellular component: plasma membrane; BMP receptor complex.